CUUCUUCAAAAUUUUUUUUUUUCUUUGUUAGUUAAUUUUUAAUUUUGUAAUAAUAAAUAUGAAUCCUGUGAGAAGCCAAUCACUUACACACCAUUAUUAUAAGGAACACUUAAAAUGUCAAACUAAUAUAAAACCCAUUCAUAAAAUGACAAGAUCAAGUUCUUUAACUCAUUUACAUCUUAAUAAGGAACGAAAGAAUAAACAAUCUUCACCAGUAAAGUCAAUGUCUCUUCCUUCAUCUCCUCCGCCUGUUCCUCAACAUCAGAUGCUAAUGAUUACGCCACCUACUCGAUCCUCUAGUUUGCAUCAAGAAGAAGAAGAAGAAGAAGAAGAAGGUCAUAAUAAUAAUAAUAAUGAUAUAGCAACCGCACUUUUAGAAUGGAAACACAAGUCAGGAUUUAAAGUAGACUGGGCGAAUCUUUUUUCACCUUCAGUUGAAUUAUGGAAAUUAAGCGGGAAUAUAUUCGGAUCUAUAGAGGAUAUAAUUCAUGAAAGUAACAGUCAAAAAGAAGUAAAGCAUGUUUGUCAUUUAUUAUGGAUGGAAGAUGAAAGUUUUAUACAAAAGAAGGAAAUAGCAAGCUAUCUUGGCAAAUUAGAUCCUUUUUGUCAUCGAGUCUUGAAAGAAUAUAUGAGCUUAUUUGAUUUCAGUCAGUUAAGCUUAAUUGAAUCAUUUAGAAAAUUAUGCUUUAAACUUUAUUUUAAGGCUGAGGCACAAGAAAUAGAUCGAAUAUUAGAAGCCUUUGCUUAUCGAUAUUGGUCACAGCAUAUAGAAGAACAUACAUUAUUUAAAAGACCUGAUAUUGUUUAUACUAUCAUUUAUUCUGUUAUGUUACUAAAUACAGAUCUUUAUCUUAUUCAUUUUAGUCAUCAUCAUACUAAAAUGACGGUGGAGACCUUCUGUAAGAAUACGAUAUCAACAUUACUUGAACAAGAAGAGAUUGUAUCUAGAGAAGAAGAAUGGAAAGAGGAAUUAAUAGAUUAUUUAAAAAGUAUUUAUAUGUCUAUAAAGAAUGAAGCCAUCAUUAUACCUCAAUCAAAAAGCACUCAUAAUAAUAGUAAAUCAUUUCUAAAAAGAAUGGGUUCAUUAACUCAAAAGAAAAAGAAAGAUACUAAUCUAUUAUUACUAUGAAUUGUACAAUAAAAACAAAAAAAUGUAUGACUACUAGACUAUGUUAUAAACUUGAAAUAACAGUCAUUAUUUAUACACGAGAAACCUUUGUUUUAUGAAGUCUAUGAUAGUAUGUGUCAGAGAUAAACUGUAAGAGACUCUUACUAAAGUUAUAUAUACACUAUUCAUAAAGGAAAGGAAAGGAAGAGG
Molecule: messenger RNA, 1318 nt
Organism: Cokeromyces recurvatus
Lineage: Eukaryota; Fungi; Mucoromycota; Mucoromycetes; Mucorales; Mucoraceae
Product: Sec7 domain-containing protein
Exons: 6
Coding region: 59-1129 (356 amino acids)
Biological process (GO): regulation of ARF protein signal transduction
Molecular function (GO): guanyl-nucleotide exchange factor activity
Source: RefSeq, a predicted model, not a curated record